Messenger RNA from Paramecium pentaurelia, 1426 nucleotides. Lineage: Eukaryota; Ciliophora; Oligohymenophorea; Peniculida; Parameciidae. The record is from the annotation of a GenBank genome assembly.
AUGAAAAGAGAAGUUAAUGGAAUUUUAUGUUAUUAAUUGAGUUUUGGAUACCAUUCUUUGUUUUCAUUUGAUUAAUAAAUGAGUGAAACAAAAUCAAAGGAAAGUUAACAAAAAUAGAAUUUAAUAAUUAUAGGAGGAUAAUAUGCUUUGAAAAGUUGUAUCUAUCGUGGAGGAACUCAUAAUUUAUAUUUGGGUAAGAAUAUUUGAUAUAUGUUGACAGCGAUAAACAAAUAGAAUCCAGGAAAUUACUUUGUUGUGCGAUUAGUAAUGUAUAAAAGAGUUUAAAUUUAUUGUUAGUUCAUUAAGCUGAUAGGCUAACACAAACAUAGAUAGUAUCUAAGAGGAAGAGAAACUGUUAAAGAAAAUGAAUGUUGGUAUAAAAUGUAAGUUAUGAAUUUAAGUGACAUUCAUGCCUACUAUAUUGGCUUCAGGAGAUGUACGACUUUAGAAUAUAAACUACUAUUAUUAAGUAUUUGACAAGUAUGGACCAAGUUUGAAAUUAUGCUUCUAAUUUGCAAAUAAGAACUUUACUUUAGGCACAAUAUGUAUGAUAGGAAUAUAGAUGGUAUAUAAUAUAUAUAUAUUGAUAGUUAAAUAUAUUGGAGAAGAUGCAUGGAUAAUUCAUUGUUCAUCGUAAUUUAAGACCUAAGAAAAUAUUAACAGUACCAAAUAAAAAUGAAUUUGUCUUAAUCGACUUUUAACAUAGUGUUAAAUUUAAGCAUAAAAAUGGAAAAUAUAUAGGUUUAGGAUCAAAGUUCUCUAGUUAAACUAAAUUAACUAAAUUUUCAAGUUUAAAUCAACAUUUGGGAUUGAGUAUAUGAAGUAUUGAUUAUGAUUUAAGCUGCCUCACCAAAAGAUGACUUGGAAUCUUUAGGGUUUAUACUUAUGUACUUUUUAAAGAAUGGAGAUAUGUUUAAAGUUAAAGAAACUGUAUCUAAAAGUAAACAAAUGGAAGAAUAAAAGUUGCGAAUGAUACCAGAAAAAUUCUGUAAAGACAUGCCUAUAGAAUUCCUUUAAUACUUUUAAUUUGUUAGAUUGACAAAUGUGUAAUAAUAUCCAUUAAGUGACUAUGAGUUUUUAAAAAAGUUUUUUAGAAACAUACUCCAACAACUUAAUAUAAAUGAGAAAGAAUUCUAAUAUGAUUGGGUAUCUAAUAUUUAGUAAUUGUUAGUUAAAGAAAAUGAAUUUAUAAUCCUAAUAACCUAAGGAGGAUGGAUAAACAAAGAUUGUAGUUCAUGAACCUUAAACUUUAGAAAAAAUCUAAGAAGUUUAAACAGAAUUGGAAAAGUCUUCAUUUAAAAGAGACGAUUAUCGUAAAUCAUCAUCAUUAUGUAUAAAUGAUGAAGAUGAUAAGUAAUUUGAGAGUGUAAGUAACAAAAUGUUACAUCUUCCAAAUAUGUAUGAUUUGAUUAAACUAAAAAAUUGA